ACAGGACUGAGAUGUCAGGCCUUCAGAAAUGUCAUCGGUGAGCGGCACGGUAACCGUUGCCUUGGUCACAGAGCGAGUCAUUUCCCGUUCAGCCCCUUUUAGCUCCGGUGUCGGCGGUCGUGACCGUUUCUCCGUCGUGGUCUUUUCUCUUCCCUGCUUACAGGUCUGGCGGCAGGCGGGUCAUUUACUAGUGGGGGAACAUGGAUUUGUGAAGGGACAAAAAAAAAGAUUGACGGUUCCGCUCCUAAGAGGAUCCGUCUGCUGUACCCUUGAACAAGGUCCUGACUGGUUUCAGAAAGACACUGAACUGAUUCCUUCAAUUGCAUGAGUAAAUCUAUCAUCUGCAUUUCAGAUGAGGCUGUUAAUAGUAAUAAUUAUAAUUAGGCUGCCAAAAUGUAAUUACAGUAUACGAACCAGUUUUUCGGUUGUAGUCCAGUUCUGAAGGACUGUCAGCAGAGAGCACAAAUUCACUGGAACUUCUGUCCGCAGAUAUACGUACACGUUAAUCGCAAUAUGUGAUAGAAUUUCCUAUUUCUAAUAAAAUAAAUGCUCCUGUAUGUGUGUAAUCCACUUCCUGAAUGUGGCAAUUCACUGGAUUUUAAAAACAUUAAAUUGGAAGUAAAUAAUGCUUUGAAAAUGAUCAUUUUUAUUAUUUCUCACGCUGCAGUUUGAAAGCAGUGAGGCAGACAGUCAGCGCCGUAUAUGGCUGCAUCGGAGCUAUAUAAAGGGGAACGAGUCGAUGAUCUGUGCAAACUUCAGACAGGUCUGGAAACAUAAUAUGGUCCUUUAAUGCCUGCACUUCAGAGGGGAGUAAAAUGCAUUCAUUAUUGUGACCAGGAAUACGGUGCCUGGUUGUCAGUCAUUGUCUUUGCAUGCUGCUGGUGAAUAUACCUGUCUGACCUGAUCUGUGAGAAGCCAGCUAUGAACAUUCCUCUUCCUGCAUAUAGGCCACAAAGAUAAAAAUCAAAUACAAAGUUCUGCACUGUGCUGUCGCACAUCUCCUUUUCCUGAUUUUUCGUCUUCAAGGCAACUUCGGACCCAGUUAAACAGGAAUAUUAAUCAUAAAUGUUGUCUGGUUAGCUGGCUAGGUUAGUUACCAAGUGAGUUUUAUUACAUAUUUUACUUAUGUAUACAUGCAUACCUGCUGUUUUCUAGAGAUUGCAGUUUAUCCUGUUAUUAUGUUUUGUCUCUUUUUUUUCUCAGUGACUUGAUAAUUCCCAGGUAAGACUUUACCAAGAUGUUUAAAAACUCAGUUACUACUGAGUCAAAAAAUUACUUUUGAUCCAUCAAUCCAAUCCAUCAUCCAAUGGUUUAUCCUGGACGGUGUAACUUAAUGUCUUCAUUACCUGCAGGAAAUCUGUGCCUUAUGCACAGGAAAUGCAAACUCCACACACACAGAGUGGGGAUGCAAUUCGAACCUCCAUCCCUGGAAGUGUGGGGCAGCGGUACUGCCUACUGAGGCAGCCAGGAGUAAUACAUUAAUAUCCCUUAAUAAUACAUGGUCAUAAAAUAUCUAACCUCAAGUCAAUUUUACUGUUAAAAUAAACCUUUAUCAAUGUUAUAAAUCAGGCAAUUAAACACUGCGAAGCUGCUUUUUCAAACUGGUCUCAGCGGCGAGGCAGUAGGGUAACCAAGAGAGAAUACAUUUUACUUGCGGUGUGAUGUGCGUCAGCACAGGUACAUUCUGAUCCUGUUUGCUACAUUAAACUGUUUUCUUCUGCUUGUUUACUUUUCCUGGUUAGUAUUAUAUUACUGACCCACACCUUUGUUCAAUAUUUCCCGUGCUGGUCCGUAGGAACACACAUCACCUGGUGUGAGCGGAGGUGGCCAAAACUGACAUGUGACCACGUUAGAAGAACGUGAAGGUUAAUUUUAAACCAUUAGGACGUCGAAGGAAUGAAGGAUGGGAGGCAGGAAGUGGAUGGAAGCCGACAGAUUUAGCCGAACGCUUGUUGUGCGUCCGCUGCAGUCGGUGUUGGCGUUGAGCCUGGACCUCGGGAGAGCCUGACUGACGGGGGCCGACUCCUUCAUAUGCAAAUACGGCCCCCUGCAAUUUACAUCUCUCAUGCUUGCAGAGAUACAGACGUUCGUUUAUAGCCCACCUCCAAAACUGUAGGAGGUUAGUCGUUUCAUUCGCCUGAUCGCUCGUCUCGAUGUACUGCCUGCAUGUAAAUUGUUUUUAUUUUCUAACCCGGGGAAAAUCCACAGGCCGCAGGCACUCGCAGUUCCCCUUGCGCUUGUCUCCUUCCCCUAGCUGACUGCCCCCCCCCCUUGCUGUACCACGAACGCUGGUCUCUCUGGUGGCAGGUAAGGCAUGGCAGGAGGGGAGGGGGAGGAGCUUGGCAGGUCUCCUGCGACAGGUAUGCUAGAAGGUGGGGCGGGGCCACCUGUAUCAGAGUCAGCCUGCCGGUCUGCGCUGCCACUGCUCCGUGGGUAGCUCACUCCGCUCAGGCUGAGCAGGGUCAAGGGGGGGAGGGCUCCGGGAAGGGUCCACCAUGGAGCCAAAAGAGGCCGGGGGAGAGGGCGGGCCGGCUACCGGCGAGAAGAAGGUCCGGAAGAUAAAAAGACCGAACGGGCUGUUUGUGAGACACUUAGAAAGGAGGAAGACCGACACCAUCGUGGAUGACGAUGUGGCGAAGGCCGACGUCAACAUCAGCACCCUGGUGCGGAGGACCCAGUCCGACAAAACGGAGUACAGCACCAAACUCAAAGGAAAAAUGGCACCCCAGUCCAUGUCCUCCACGUCGUCCACCACGUCUCUGGACCUGGACCCAGAAGAGCAGCGAGACAGGAAGAUGAGCAGAAGGUCGAAGGUCAUUCAGGAGCUGUUGCAGACCGAGAGGGACUACCUGACCGACUUGGAGCUGUGCAUCAGGGAAGUUCUCCUGCCGCUGCGAGAGGCCCAGGUGGUGGAAGUGGACCGUCUGUUCUCCAACAUGGAGGCCGUGCGGGACCUGUCCUACAAGCUGCUGGGGGACCUGCGGGAGGCCAUGGCCGAGACCAACCCCGAGGCGCAGGCCGUCGGUGACAUCUUCAUACAGGCCAAAGCGGAGCUGGAGGAUGUGUACAAAGAGUACUGCUACGAGCACGACGACGCGAACGCCCUGCUGAAGACAUACGAGAAGGACGAAGAGAUCAGGCAGCAUUUCAGGAACCGCGUCUUAGCUCUCAAGAAAAUAUAUGACCAGGAGGGCAAGUCCAACCUGCUGGACAUGGGCUCACUGCUCAUCAAACCCGUGCAGAGGGUGAUGAAGUACCCACUGCUUCUGGGCGAGCUGUGGCAGGCCACACCUGAGGAUCACCCCGACCGGCAGCCACUGGAGGAGGCCCUGGCCGCCGUCAAGGUCGUCAACAUCAACAUCAACGAGUUCAAGAGGAGGAAGGACAUCGUGAUGAGGUAUAUCAAACCCGACGAGGAGGAGAACCUGAUUGCAAAGCUGAACAAGUUCAGCAUCCACUCCAUCCGGAAGAAGUCUGACAGGCUGACCAGCUACCUCAAGAUGCUUACAGGGGCGGAGCCACUGGUCAAAGAUGAAGCCUUUGAUAGAGAGGAAAAGCUUUUCCGGAGCCUCGAGAAAGCCGUGAGGCUGCUGGUGAAGAACGUGUGCUGUUACCUCCAUCACGUCCAGGAAAUGACUUCUCUGGCCACAGACCAUGCUCAGGAUCUGGAGAAGAUAAUAGUGGAUCCAGACAGGAUGGACUGCAAUGGGUCUAUCCACAGGAAGAACGGGGGUAGUCCGUACCGGCACUUUAAGGAGAGUCUGGAGCGCUUGGUGCUCACUCCCCUGUCGACGCUGCAGGGCAUGUUCCCUGGGCCCCAGAAGCUGAUCCAGAAGCGGCAGGACAAGCUGUUGGACUGCUAUAGCCGGCAAGAGAGGCCGGGCUCUGAGGAGCAGCUGCUGGCCCGGCGUGACUAUGAGGCCCUCAAUGCCCAGCUGGUGGACGAGCUGAAGCGAUUCAACUGCGCAGCACGGGCCAUCCUGGACAACUGUCUACACUGCCUGGCGGGCCUGCUCAGAGGCCUGCUGGAAGCCUCCACGCAGAGGGUCCCCACCAUUCAGCAGCUGCCGGCUCCUCUGUCAAACAUCUGUGAAGUCCAAAGCAGCAUCAUAGAGGGCUUGAACAACCUCAGCUUUGUGAAGGACAACGCUCCCAGGCUCAUGGAACGGAAAGUGAGCUUCGAGAAGCUGAAGAAGAUAUCGCCUCCGGAGGUGGCCAGGCAGACAGAGGUCCACCGCACCGGGCUGCUGGCCUCCUACCCCCUGGACCGCAUGUACCAGCUGAAACGUAACUGCAACGCGUGUCAGCAGCAGGACGUCAGCUUGCUGGAGGGUGAGCUGGUGGCCCUGUUGGAGGACCAGGACCCCCUGGGCAGCAGCAGCCGCUGGCUGGUCGACACGGGCGGUGCACAGGGCUACGUGUACUCAACCUUUCUGAAACCUUACAACCCCACGAAGGACCGGCCCGGGGUACGGCCCGAGGCCUCCGACGACUUCGACAACAUCAGCCUAUUCGUGUCUGGCGGCGCCGGUGGUAGCCGCACCAGCAUCAGCGGCAGCGUCAGCACGGGAAGCCUGCGUGGAUUCUGCCUCGAUACUGUCGAUGGCGCUCCUACCUCUGAUGGCCUGCAGGGGGAGCCAGAGGCCCCAGAAGACGAAAAUGCCGACGACCAACAGUUUUACGCCGUGUACGCCUUCCAGGCGCGCUGCUCGCAGGAACUCACCCUGCGGGAGUCCCAGCACGUGCGGAUCCUGCGCUUCUGCGACCUGGGCGGCAAUAGGGAGUGGUGGCUGGCCGAGGCUGAGGGCCAGCAGGGAUAUGUCCCAGCCAACUACCUGGGCAAGAUGUCCUAUGCCUAGCGCAGGCUCCGGAGAAUGAACCGCGGCCAGUGGCAUUUAGAGGCCAGCAGGGGGCGUGGUGGUUAAAGGUCUGCCGAAGGAACUCUGCUGCUCUGCCCCCAAGUGAAGUACAUUACCUGAAUCGUUCAGGUAAAUUAUCACCUACAAAAAUGGUUAAAGUAUGAAACUGAAGUGUGAAUCACUGUGAAAAACAAUAUUAUCCAUAACUUGACCCUGUACCCAAUAACUGAUUAUGGAAGGGGGAUGAAUGGAUGUAUGUGUAAUCCUCCUAUAAAUGAUGGUCACCCAGGACUUCGUAUUUAACACCUGCAGUGUUUCAUUGAUUAUAAUGAAUGUCACAAAUGUCUAUAAAAAAAUAUGAAGUAGAUGUACAGCAGAUGUAUUUUAUCAGAGUUAAUAUUCAUAUUAAUUAUUAGAGGAUUUAAAUUUAUACAGAGAUAAAUGUGUCUAUAUCCCGACAGCGUGUAUAUUUUAUAAAAGGUUUUAUGCAGUGAUGAAUAAAGAUAUAUUAUGGACCGAAA
Paramormyrops kingsleyae is the source of this 5380-nucleotide messenger RNA. NCBI's taxonomy places the organism in Eukaryota, Metazoa, Chordata, Actinopteri, Osteoglossiformes, Mormyridae. The record is from RefSeq and is a predicted model, not a curated record.